UUUCACAUUGUUUCUUGUACUGGGAUUCAGCAUCAGUAUCCCUGAAACUUCAGAAUAGAUCUGGCUUUUAACUUUUAAGGAGAAUAGAUAAAGGAUGUUCAUUUUAAAGAUUCUGUGAAGAUGAAAAGGGAUAUCUUAUGGUUUUACAGAAUAUAAAGCAAUAUUGUCUGACAUGACGGCAAAAAAUGUUGGUGUGACUUCCACAAAUGGAGACUUGAAAGGAUUUAUAGAUCAGAACCAGAGUCCAACAAAAGGUAAUAUUUCAAUAAUAACAUUACCAGUUUCCAGCACCAACUCUCCAACUAAGAUUUUGCCAAAAACCUUAGGACCAAUCAACGUGAAUGUUGGACCCCAAAUGAUCAUAAGCACAUCACAAAGACUGACCAAUUCAGGGAGUGUUCUGAUUGGGAGUGCGUAUAACCCAGCUCCAGCAAUGGUCACACAGACACACAUAACAGAAGCUUCUGGCUGGGCCCCAGGGGACAGAAAGCGGACUCGAGAAUUUAUAGAAUCAGAUUUUUCAGAAAGUAAGAGAAGCAAAAAAGGAGAUAAAAAUGGGAAGGGUCUGAGGCAUUUUUCAAUGAAAGUGUGUGAAAAAGUUCAACGUAAAGGAACAACUUCAUACAAUGAAGUCGCUGAUGAGCUGGUAUCAGAAUUCACAAAUUCUAACAGCCACCUAGCUACAGAUUCGGCUUAUGAUCAGAAAAACAUUAGACGGAGAGUUUACGAUGCUCUUAAUGUCCUGAUGGCAAUGAACAUUAUUUCAAAGGAGAAGAAGGAAAUCAGAUGGAUUGGCCUUCCUACAAACUCCGCUCAGGAAUGUCAGAAUCUAGAGAUAGAAAAACAGAGGCGGAUUGAAAGGAUAAAACAGAAGCGAGCCCAACUACAAGAACUGCUGCUGCAGCAAAUAGCAUUCAAAAACUUGGUACAAAGAAAUCAGCAAAAUGAACAACGAAAUCAAGGCCCUCCAGCUUUGAACUCGACAAUACAGCUGCCUUUCUUAAUAGUCAACACAAGCAAAAGAACAAUUAUAGACUGCAGCGUAUCCAGUGAUAAAUUUGAAUACCUCUUUAAUUUCGAUAACACUUUUGAGAUUCACGACGACAAUGAGGUGCUGAAGAGAAUGGGAAUGUCCUUCGGGCUUGAGGCGGGCAAAUGCUCCUCUGAGGACCUAAGAACUGCAAAAUCCCUGGUGCCAAAAGCUUUGGAAGGCUACAUCACAGAUAUGUCUACAGGAUUUUCAUGGAUAAACCAAGGGUUACUUUCAAGUUCGGCACAAGCAGGUUCACAUUUAGAGGGAGCAGGAGGCAAUUCUGAUGCUAAAUCGAGUGAGAAUCCAGGGUUGUGUUUGGAUGCUGAAGUGGCCUUAGCAACCGGGCAGGUUCCUGCCCCUGGCAGUCAGCAGUCCAGCAGCGCAACAUCACGCUACUCUGAGUCACGAGGAGAAACUCCGUGCUCAUUCAAUGAUGAAGAUGAAGAGGAUGAAGAUGAGGAUUCUUCCUCCCCAGAAUAAGGACAAAAGAAAACAAUAUACAAAAUGCUGCUCAUAAAUAUUCUUAAUGGGAGCUCCUGUUUGGAUUUUACUUAAGAUUCUUGUCUUGGUUUGCACUGUGUUCGGUGAAGCAAAACAGAAGCUUCAAAAUGAAUUCAUCCACAGCUGAAAUUCAAAACUUUUUGUACCUGAGCACAGCGCCACACGCAGACACAGAGCCACGCGCAGACACAGAGCGAAGUGCUUGUCAUCAACUAUAACCAAGGAAAAGAACAAAGUCCCUGGAGAUUUGGCAAAGUAAACACCAAGUUCACAUUGUCCAUUUUGGGACAUUGUGUUUCAGGUCUCUGUCUUCCCCUUAUCUUUACCAGAUGGAGAAGCAAACAGUCAGCGAACAAAUGCCAAUUCUUGCAUUGUCUUUUGGCUGUGCCACCUUUAGGAAAAGGGGGAGAGAGAGUGAGCACGCAGGAAUGCCCUAAAAUAGCUAUUUAAUACUAUCUUAUAUGAAAAUUGUUCUAGGGAAAAGGGGCUAUUAGAAUAUUUGCUUUUUUUUUCUGUUCAACUUGCUGUAUAGAAGAUUUUUAAAGUAAUAUAAAUUGCAAGUGAUUAAAUGAAUCUUGAAAUAGUUGAAAUCCAUUUUAGAUACUCUGAAGUUGUAUUUCUAGAUUACAAUGUACCUGGUAUAGCUUCUCCUUUACUGUUCUAACUUUAUACUCCCAUUGAUUUUAUAGCAUGUGUUGGAGUUUUUUGGAAAAAAAAAAAUAGCCUCUCUGUCAAGGAUCUCAGGCAGCACGUUUUCAAGGCAGUAUUUUCAAAUUCAGGGUGGGCACAUCAGAUAACUUUUAAAGUCAUAGGUUGAGGUUCUUAGGAAAAAAAAUUAAAUUUCAAUAAUACAUCAUUUCAUGAUAUGCAGUUUGGGUUAUAAUCAACUAACUUUCUAAAAAUGAACUUCUAUUGCACUCACCUUGAUGCGCAUUUGAAAAAUAUUGAAACACUUCCUAAAGUUAUGGCUAAAAUUAGACAACAUAGAUCCCAUUUGAACUGUUAAAUUAGAAUUGCAACAGGAGGCUCCGUAUUUUAUAGUUAACAUCACAUCCUAUCAUAAAAGACUUUUUAAAAAAAAACAAAACAAAACUUGAAUAACAGAGCAAAAUACGCUGUAGAUGUGCUCUUUCCAUGGUGUUCUAACAUCCCAUACUUUAACUAGUCUCAAAGCUAACUAUUUUAAUCAGGCAAAUCCAGUUUAAAAAGGUGUCACUUCUUUUUAGUUUUUAUGCUGUAUGUAAAUAACGGACCUGUUUCUAAAUGCCCGUGCAUGAGCUGGCAGAGCUCGAGGAGGUUGGCUCUGUCACUUAGUUAUGAGAUGGGGCAGUUGUUGAAGUGUCCCUUGGUGGGGCAGUGGCAGCAAGCCCUACCCCGUGGCUGCUGCCACCAUCUCUGUGGCUCUGGUGGGGCACGGCCACCUAAGCUUUUACAGACAGACCUGUGCUCAAGCCCACGAGACCCAAAGGCACGGAGCCUGCGCUCAUGAGGUGAAGUGAGGCUGCGGCUGAGAAGCUGCCUGGCUGCUGUACAGGGGUUAGCACACGGCUGGCUGCAUCCCCAACAGGAGAAACUGGGAGGAGCGAACAAGCCCCAGUGGCCUGUUUGCAUUCAGAACUCAGAAACAUGUCACAGCCGGCCGAACUCCUGCAUUUGAGGUACAGGUAGGGCAGCGCCACUCUUUAGGUAUGGCUCCUGGCUGAGCAAGCAGAGCUAUCUAGCUCACACAAAGGAGUUACAAAUGCACAAAUUAAAAGAAUUCUAACAUGCCUACCAUGUUAUUAAUCCUCUGGGCAAGACUGUUAAGACUGUCCUGUGCUCAUGGCUCACAGGCAACAGCAGACUGAGGGAUUUACACCACCUCACUUCAACCAAAUCCGUACCACUACCUCUCUGUGAAAUAAAGCUUUAUAAAUACAAAAUAAUAUUCUUUCUGAGAGAGUCAAUGCACCUGAUUGAAGUUGCUCACUUUUGAAAUAAGAGGACAGAAGGUAACAGCUACUCCAGGCAUAUUAUUAUGGAAUUGUCACCUUAAUGAAUGACAUCUCAAUUAAACAGAUAAUUGCUUUUAUUCUUAAAAAAAACAUUGUUUUUUCAAAAACUGUCAUGUCAGCUUUCAUUGUAAAGGGCAGAUCAAAGCUACCUGAUAUAAUGCAGGAUCCUAAGGAACUCUUAAAGGUGGAAACAUUUUCUACCGUUAUUACUCCCAAUACGUUAGGGGGGGCAUUUAACUUUACACUUUCUUCAUAUUUCCCACUCAAGAUCUGUGUAAAAAGAAAAACCAGCAACACACUCAACUGCUAAAGAGGACUUUGAACUCUAAGAACCUGGCAAAAAAAAGUUUCCUGCCCAGAAAUGGAAUGUAUUUUAUUAGCAGUCAGUGUGCCUUCUGCUUAACAGGAGGAAGAUCUUUACUGCUAUCUUCCUUCCAUUGAUGUUCAUGUCCUUCAAAGCAGCAGACUGCAAAAUUUCUUGCUUUCUGGCAAACUUCAAGCUACCAACUUUAAAAAAAAAAAAAAAAAAAAAAAAAAAAA
Molecule: messenger RNA, 4068 nt
Organism: Calidris pugnax (ruff)
Lineage: Eukaryota; Metazoa; Chordata; Aves; Charadriiformes; Scolopacidae
Gene: TFDP2
Product: transcription factor Dp-2 (E2F dimerization partner 2)
Exons: 13
Coding region: 173-1513 (446 amino acids)
Biological process (GO): regulation of cell cycle; regulation of transcription by RNA polymerase II
Cellular component (GO): transcription regulator complex; nucleus
Molecular function (GO): RNA polymerase II transcription regulatory region sequence-specific DNA binding; DNA-binding transcription factor activity, RNA polymerase II-specific
Source: RefSeq, a predicted model, not a curated record